AUGUAUUUUGAUUCCUUCAUUCCACCACCACCUUCAUCACAAUGGUUCCAGAAUUAGAGAAACCAAGAGUCACCGAGAUACAAGUCCGAAUGGACUGUAACGGGUGUGUUCAAAAGAUCAAGAAAGCUCUACAUGGCAUUAACGGGAUAUACGAUAUCUAUAUCGACAUCCCACAGCAAAAGUUGACGAUAAUCGGGUGGGCGGACCCUGAAAAGAUCGUUAAAGCUAUCAAGAAAACAAGAAAAAACGCCACCAUAUGUUCGCAUACCACACCAUCGGAGACAGAGCCGCCACAGGAAGGUGAACCACCGUCUUCCGAUGAUGCAAACCACCAGCCUGGAGAAGAAGCUCCACCACCAGAACAAGCUCCACCGACAGAACCGCCACCCGAACCAGAAAAUCCUCCGCCAGAUGCGGCGGCAGCACAACCUCCGCCGCCAGAGUCUACAUCAAACCAGCCGCCACAAUCUUCCAGACCAAAAGAGGUGGAUGAGGUUCAUGUUGUGUACCGUCAGCCGCCAGAACAUACGAAUAAUGUUCGUGUUUAUAGUGGGCGUGUGGACCAUUAUCCAGCGAGUCAAGGUGGUCCAGCGUUCAGACAUGAACCGCCACAACCUAUCCAUAGUUAUCACACAUAUAAACCCACACCUUAUGUCACUGAAUACGAAUAUAUCCGUCCACCACCGCAAUACACACCUUACAGCAUACCGGAACCACCACGAUACACCUCCUAUAGCUGGCCGGAACCGCCACAACAAUACACACAUUAUAGUCGACAAGGAGCGCCACAACACACGUAUUACAGUCGGCAAGAAGCGCCACCACAACACACAUAUUACAGCCGUCAAGAAGCACCACAACACCACACAUAUUACAGUCGACAAGAAGCGCCACAACAGCUUAACAACCGGCCAGAGACGCCACAACCAUCUUACAGCCGUCCAGAACCGCCUCCACAGCAUUACAGCCGACCAGAGCCACCACCACCACAACAAGAGAACCACACGGAUCCACCACAACAGAACCGGCAACCAGAGCCACCACAACAAUACACGCAUUACAACCGCCCAGAACCACCACAACAAUACACACGCUACAGUAGACCAGAGCCAUCAACAUCAUACACAUACUACAACAGGCUCGAGCCACCGGAUUAUAAUAUGCAUUACAAUGGUGGAUAUCAUCACAGUAGCAGCAGAAAUGAUGACAUCAUGUCACCUUUUGGAGAUGAGGAUCCGAAUGGAUGUAAAAUCGUCUAAAGGAAAUGAAACGAAUCGAGGGCAUCUUUUGGUCCAAUUACUGGUUGCCGAACCGCGUAAUGGAAAAUAACCAAACAAUUGAUUUACACCAUACAAAAUAAUAAUAUUCCCACAAAAACAUGUGAUGGUGAUAGGGAAGAACAAGAUUCUUAGCUUGUGAGUGCAUGAAGAAUAUGUUCUACAUUCCUAUGGUGUUUAUCUCAAACACUACUUUAGUGUAUGUGUAUUUAAAAGGAAUACGAAUUCUAAACGUGAAGUUUUACCUAA
Helianthus annuus (common sunflower) is the source of this 1526-nucleotide messenger RNA. Its product is annotated as early nodulin-75. Gene Ontology annotation, molecular function: metal ion binding. NCBI's taxonomy places the organism in Eukaryota, Viridiplantae, Streptophyta, Magnoliopsida, Asterales, Asteraceae. The transcript has 3 exons. The record is from RefSeq and is a predicted model, not a curated record. The coding region runs from base 42 to 1259 and encodes 405 amino acids.